Molecule: messenger RNA, 2230 nt
Organism: Drosophila ananassae
Lineage: Eukaryota; Metazoa; Arthropoda; Insecta; Diptera; Drosophilidae
Product: facilitated trehalose transporter Tret1-2 homolog
Exons: 6
Coding region: 113-1660 (515 amino acids)
Biological process (GO): carbohydrate transport; transmembrane transport
Cellular component (GO): membrane
Molecular function (GO): sugar transmembrane transporter activity
Source: RefSeq, a predicted model, not a curated record
AUUUGCACGUUUCGGCGGUUCUACUAGAACAAUAAAAACAAAACUCUUGAAAAUCUCGCAUUAGCGGGCGGAACAUUUAAAUUGUGUUUGUUUUUUUUAUCAAUCGAAGAAUAUGGUGGCCACCGAGGAAAUCAAAAAGACUGUUAGUCAGGAGGAUGGAGAGGGAAAUGCCCACAAUCCGAUGCUGUAUGAUCCUCUGCAGGAUGGAGUUGUGAAGACUUCCAAGGGCCGUCAAUAUCUGGCUGCCCUGAUAAUUUGCUUGGGUGCGGUUUCUGCCGGUACGGCUUUAGCCUGGACAAGUCCUGUGAUUCCUCAGAUUACUCCAGAUAAAUCGAGCAAUUCAACAAAUGGCAAUUCCACACUCAACAACCUUUUGGGUAGCAAUUCUACAAUUGUUAAUGCAAUUGCAAAUGGAACGAGCUCUACUGACGAUAGAAUUUUACUGACCGUCAGUGAAGAAACAUGGGUUAGCUCCCUAUUGGCAAUUGGGGCCUUUUUUGGGGCUUUGCCAACUGGAUAUAUAGCUGAUACGAUCGGCCGACGAUACACCGCAAUGGUCAUGGACGUGCCCUUCAUUUUAGCCUGGAUCUCACUUGGCUUUGCCCAAUCAGUUGGCUGGCUUUAUUUGGGUCGCUUCUUAAUUGGUAUUUCUACUGGUAGCUUCUGUGUGGUGGCUCCCAUGUACAUUUCGGAAAUUGCGGAGACUAGCAUUCGUGGAACCCUGGGAACACUGUUCCAACUUCUUCUUACCAUCGGAAUUUUGUUCAUUUAUUUGAUUGGAUCUCUGAUUUCUUGGCAAACUCUGAGCUUGCUAUGCCUCGUCUUUCCAGUUCUUCUGCUGGCUGGACUUUUUAUUCUGCCCGAAACUCCAGUCUAUCUUUUGAAAAAGGGUCGUCGCUCUGAGGCUGCUCUUUCGCUGAAAUGGCUUUGGGGUCGCUACUGCGAUUCGCGUAGCGCCAUCCAGAUCAUCCAGAACGACUUGGACCAGGCUGGAUCCGAUGCUUCAAUCAUGGACCUGUUCAGCAGCCGCGGUUCCCGCAACGGUCUUAUUAUCUCCAUUCUCCUGAUGGUUUUCCAGCAGUUCUCCGGUAUUAACGCUGUUAUUUUCUUCACUGAAUCAAUCUUCAAUUCGGCCGGAAGCACCUUGAAUUCCUCCCUCUGCUCUAUCAUUGUGGGCGUGGUUCAGGUGAUCAUGACCCUCUGCUCUUCGCUGCUGAUCGAACGGGCCGGACGCAAAAUGCUGCUACUUUUCAGUAGUACCGUUAUGAGUAUCUGCCUGGCCAUAUUGGGGGCUUACUAUAACAUGAAGGACAAUCACAAGGACGUCUCGUCCAUUGGAUGGCUGCCCCUGUUCUGUGUUGCCUUCUUCAUCAUCAGCUUCUCGGUGGGAUACGGUCCGAUUCCUUGGCUAAUGAUGGGCGAGCUCUUCCUGCCGGACGCCAAGGGCAAGGCCGUUUCCCUGACCGUCAUGUUCAACUGGGUAUGCGUUUUUGUAGUCACUAAGUGCUUCGGAAUGAUGAACACAACCCUCGGAUCGGACAUAACGUUCUGGUUCUUUGCCACCUGGAUGGCUGUGGCCACCGUUUACGUUGCCCUUGCAGUGCGGGAGACAAAAGGAAAAACCGCCGGCCAAAUCCAGGACUGGCUCAGUGGACACUAAGAAUAUCCCAGAAGGUCCAAUAUGUUUUCCUUAGUUUAGUUUAGUUAAUGUCCUAGUGAACUCGUAGGUGUAUAAGCAGCCAAUGCCAAAAAAUAACAAACGAGAUUUAUGUCGAUCACCAAAUGGUCCAAUAUCUUUGCAAAGGAAACUAAGGGCUUGAUAACUUUUUAAUAAGCCAGACUUUUCCCUGAUCUUAUUGCUUUAUAUUUAUAUUUUUUUAAUUGAGCAAAGUUAUUUCUGCCAUUGGUAUCUAGGGACAAUAUUACGCAAAAGGUACAAUUUAACUUAUCGAUGUUCCAUAAUGUUUGAAUUGACUUUGACGCUUACAUUAAGUGUAGUUCAACUAGUUCCUAAGUACUCAUGUAUACAAAAGGCUUGGUAACGCCCCCCCAUUAUUUCCAGAUAGUUGGACGGGACUUGAGAAUCGAUGGUGUAUAUUUUUCUUUUUGUAGUAUUUUUAACUAUUCACUGUAUAUAUUCUCCUUAUAAAGACAGACAUACCUACAUGUGCUAAUAUAUUUGAUGUACAUAUAUUUGAUAAUAAAUGUAAACUGUGUGGAAAAUCGGCUA